AUGACUGUCACACAGGUUGUUGAGGAAGCCUCCGCCGGAAUCCCCAACGAGAAUGCCCAAAGGGACAAGUUGAUCUUCAACAAUCGGGUCCUGGAGUUCUCCUUGAUCAAGGAGGUGGUGGGCGUGGUGGAGGUCAUGAACGUCUCUGACCUGACGGAGCCCAUCUUGAUCCGAAGAUUCUCAGGCACGAACCCCAUCGAGGGGGACAGCUGCGUUCACUUUGACUUCGUGUCGAACACCUGGUCAUCCGAAGGCGUGUCACUGGUGAACAGCAGCGUGUCAGGAGAGUCCACUGGCACUUGGUGCGAGACAACGCACACCUCCAUCUUUGCCAUCGUACAGACGGUCCCCUUCGAGCUGAGGAAUGAUCUAGAG
Messenger RNA from Effrenium voratum, 375 nucleotides. NCBI's taxonomy places the organism in Eukaryota, Dinophyceae, Suessiales, Symbiodiniaceae. The record is from the annotation of a GenBank genome assembly.